GUCUGUUAAGCUCUCACUUUCUUUUAUUGCGUCGGGGCUGUGAGACCUACCUACCUAGUAACUAACCUGCAGAGAUUUUUUUUGUGGCGCUGGCUUGUAUUUUACAUACAGUAAUCAAGUCCUCGAUCGACCCAACAUAGUAGAUCCUUCUCUCCCUUCUACUCGUUUCAAAUGGGAUUCACAUUUUUCAAGACCUUCCGCUCAUCAGGAUGGCGGCGGCACCGCUCGUCUCUUCGCACACGGCUUCGACGGCGUUCGCGGGGGGGACUUCUUACGAAGCUGUCGACGUAUUCACGAGAGCAUCAGACCAGACCGCAUAUGUCUUUGAGACGGAAUACUGGAAUCCUUUCUCCAGUACCUCUGUUCUAACCACAUCAUCUUCGUCCAGUACGGGUAGUUCGACGUCAACAGGCGCAUCUUCAACAUCAUCGGCUACAAAUGCCACUCAGUCAGUCGGGUCCAGUACAAACUCGGGAAUAUCGCCAGGGGCUACAGCCGGGAUUGCCAUAGGAUGCGCCGCCGCCGGAUUGAUCUUAGGAGCCAUCGCGGGUUUCUUAUUCCGACGUUCAAAAUCUGAGGGGUCGAAAUCUAGAUACAAUGUAGCUUCGUACGCUAGCCAGGAGAAGCCAUUGCGAAGUCCUUACUCAACUCCUAUGGCAAUGGACAAAUUACAGCUUGAACAAUUUCUCUUAGACUCGACACCAGACGCUGCAAUUAGUGCGGAGAUGGGUUCACUCGGCCAAUUAAUUCAACAGCACGUCGAAAGUUGUUACCACGUUUUACCGGUUUCGCGUAGCGAAGAGGCGCUCACUACGAUAUUGAUUCAUCUCGGGUUGGACCAGAACAGCACAAUGUCAGCUGCCAGACUCGCAUCCUUGGCAGUCGAUCCAAAGACCCGGUUCAGUGCCAUUCAACAUGUUAUCGCCAGAGUUACAUUUGCCAGUGUCACAUUCAAUGGAGUUUCUCACUUUUCUCUGCUACCGCAGCCGAUUUCUUCUUUCGCAUCGCAAAUACCGGCUACGGAAAGCCACAGAGGAAAUGUAGAAGCUGUAGAUACUGCGCUCACUCAAUGGCGACAGCUGUCCGCUUUUCUGCUUCACCCUAGUAGAAGUGAUCGGACGCCGUUGGCUCCCUCGGAAGAUAUCUGUACCCACGGAGCGCAGCAGCUUGCUGUGGCCCUUAACACCUUUCUUGAGCCUUUCGUGAGCGGCGAUCGCCAAGAUAGGUACGAACAAGAAAAUCAUCUCCGAGAAGUGAUAGUCGAGUGUGUGGCUUUUGGCUAUCUCUUGUUUUCCCAACCCUGCGAGUAUCGGUACCGUUUCGAAGGUGGCGUAAGACCCAACUACAUUGUCGUUUUCCCCGGCCUGGAUAAAGUCAGCGACGAAGAAGGCCAUAGAUAUCCUUCACCGGUUUCAUCUAUUGUUUCUCCCUUGACUGAAAUGAUUUAAUUGCAUAGCUAUUGGACGCAUUGGCAUUUUCUUUUCAUUUUCCUUUUUUUCCUUUCUUCAAUGUAUAUAUCAAUAAAGGGGCAAC
This is a messenger RNA of Annulohypoxylon maeteangense, 1533 nucleotides long. RefSeq lists its product as uncharacterized. The coding region runs from base 210 to 1448 and encodes 412 amino acids. The transcript is spliced from 2 exons. The record is from RefSeq and is a predicted model, not a curated record. Lineage: Eukaryota; Fungi; Ascomycota; Sordariomycetes; Xylariales; Hypoxylaceae.